GUUGUUGACACGGGCUUACAGCUUUCCAGCCGGUUGUGUGAAGGUGUGUUUUUUGCUCGGCGAAAACGCGUAGCCGCAAUUAUUUAUUAAAAAGUAAUUGGUAGUGUAGCCGGUGUGAUACUUAACGUCUUCGUCAAGACACUUAAAUUACUUCUGUAAAGGUAAAAUAUAUAUAUAUAGAGUGAGUUUAUCGUUAAAUCAAAUUGCUAAUAAAUAAAUUCGGCUUAAAUUCAGCGUCUGUCACACAACACACGAUCGUGUGAAAAAAGAGUUCGGGCGGUAGUAGUGCGCACACAUAUAUUCAUACAUACAGACGAAUGACAGAGAAAAAGAUGGAUAGAUAAAUCGAGAGGAGUAAGUACAUACUCUGCACACAAGUAUCUAAGUACGUACUUCUAUAAGAGUGAGUGAGCGGGUAAAAAAUUUAAGAAGAAGACGACGUCGUUCAGAACUGCAAGAUAAAGAGGAACGAUAGAUUGUAUGCCUGUGUCACGGCAUUCCCUCUCUCUUAUUACUCACACAAUUGUUACUUUUUAUUUCGUAAAUAUCUAUUAAUACAUACAUAAAUAUAUACAUAUAUGUGUGUAUAUAUAACGUAUAUGUAAUCCAAGACAACGUGGAAAAAAUUUUGUUGAUAUUUAAAAUUAAAACAGGUAAACUUGAGAAUUUGUCAUCAGAAUAAUGUAUCAGUAACCUGCAGUAACUGAUACUAAAAUAAAUUUCAUUAAAACUCUACCCUACAACACGACACAACGACGACAAAAAUUUUUAUUUGAAUUUACUCCAUCCCGGAAGCGGCGACAGAUCGUCUCCGACGUUUAACGCCGGAGAAAUGGUUUCUUGCACAUGGUGACAUCGCUGCAGAGACUCGAGAAGAAGACGAAGGAGGUGGACCCGGAUGCGGAGACGGAUGAGGUGAAGGCACUAGAUGUGAAGAAGAAGAAGCAGGUGAACGCGAGAAUGACAACAAUUGAGGAAAAAAAACGAGUUGCUGGGUCCAAGGUGUCGGCGAUUGCAAAUAUAUUCCAGUCAAAGCCACAGCAUGAGGGACUUGCCCAUCAUCAUCGACCCACGACCAUUCAUCCGGAGGGUGGAUUCAAGGAGCCACCGGCGCCUCUCUCUGAUUCUCCAACUCAAGUGACUGUUGUUAGGACUGAGAGCCAUGUCGCGAGGUUUAACAAUGCACGAGCUCUGUUUGAAAAGCUUGGCGAGGAAAACAAGACCAAUCGACCUGUAACAAAACCGACAAAUUUUCAUGGAUUGAGAUCACGAUCUAGUUCAGCAAAUUCUGGAUCAGGCUGUACGUCACCUGCUCGAUCACCGCGUCCUACAUCACCUUCGCCACCUGGUAGUUGUCGCGAUCAUUUAAGUAAUUGGAGUGCCAGCGUACCGGCAUUAAAUGCCGAGCGUCACUUUGAAAAUGGCCAUGCUACGGAAAAUAAUAACGCCGCUCAAAGACUAAAGCCACGUGUUGGUGUUGCGUCAAAAUUCGAAAAGAAUUUUCACGGCAAAGAAAAUCGUCGUGAUGAAAAACAGCAAGCAGAGAGACCAGAGAAACCAGAAAGACGAUUAAAUUCUAAAGAGUUGAUUGAAAAACAAAAAAAUUGGACCAGCCAUUUUUCUAAAACACGACCUAGCCGUUACAAUUCUGAUCCGAAUAGAUCUGUCGUCCAGACGUCGAUACAGAAUCAAAAUUCAAAGAGACUGAUUGGUGAUAAUUCUAUUGACCCGUCAAUAGAGUCGGAUUAUCAGGAAAUUGACUUUAAAAAAUCACCGGAACCAUGUCCUGCCACGAGAUCUGCAAGUUUUUGUACGUCAAGACCGUCACCGACGAUGUCACCGCCACCGCCAUUACCACCCACUCGAAAUUCAUCGGCUGUGAAGAAGGAGAGACCCGUGAGCUUUGCCGCCACGAGUCCCACGGGAUCAGACUCGCCCGUAAGUCCAGAAUACGCUACAGUAAACAAGUCUUUUGACACGUCACCGACGAUCCCGGAAUACGCGGUCGUACAGAAGGGAAUUAAUGCCAAGCAGCCACCGAAAUCUAACGAACCGAUGCCUGAGUAUGCGACAGUACAAAAACCACUAGGUGGUUCAAAGAAACUUGUUUUAGAUACGUCAUCAAAAUUAUCUUCUAAAGACAACUCUAAAGCAAUUCAACAAGAUGUCAGUAGUCCAUUAUCGAGGAGUAUUAAUUCUAGUCCUACACGUCAACCUCUUCCAAGUCCUCGAGAGUUGUCUAAAGAAUCUUCAUCAUCGAGUCCUGAUCACGAUGAAGAAGUCGAUAAUCAAAAAUACGAUCUGCUGGAGGUUGACGACUGCCCGAUUCUUCCGGCGAGUCCGAUUCGUGCGCCACCCAAAACAUCUGAAUGGCGGAAUGUUUGGCUCGCGAAAAAUGAAGAGAUUCUCAAGAACGUGUCGGAAUUAAAAACGACUACGACAAUAACAUCAACGACAACGGUAACUGCCGAAGAGAUAAUUGAACGCACGAGUUCACGCCCAGACUGGGCGAAACCUCACGUCGAGGUCGGCGAGUCAAAGCGUACCAGGUCACCGGAAAAUGAAUUACGUCCACCAUCGGCAACUGACAGCGCUUCAUCGAGCAUGAGUUCACCCAGUUCGCCAUCCAAAGAUAGCAAAGAAGAGAAAGCUGAGAAGGAGCUACCGGAAAAGCUUCAGUAUGGACGCAACAGCUAUGACCUGGAGACGGAGGCUAAUGACAAACCGAGUGUCUACACAGAGGUGGCGCGUGAAGAGGAGGAAGAAGAGGAAGAGGUAGGAAGUGCUGAGAAAUUUGUCGAGACUGAUGCAGCGACUGUUGUGCGACGAUCUCAUGUACGGAUGGACCUGCCAGCAGCUGGGUUAGGACAACGUCCACCCUCUGUUAUUAGUUCUGACCAGGAAUUUCCACCGCUUGAGCACAAGGACAUACCAGUGCCAUCUCCUUACGCAAGACGUUUGCAACAACAGCAAGAGAACAAACCGCAGACUCAACCUAAGCCUGAAUUACUCCUCGGUGUUAAAUUUAAUGCUGAGCAAAAAGAUAAAUCAAAAUUUACAACAGAACAGAAUACAAAUUCUGUCGUGAUGGAAGAGCAUCAGCAGACACGCAAGACAUCGCGUGUUAUUAGUGUUAAAAAUGCUUUAGAAAAAGAAAAACAAUUUUUAAAUGAAAAACAGUGCCAAAAAACUAUUUCAAAUGCUAAAAAUGAUCAAAUAAAAAUGUCUAUGAGAGAAAAAUCAGUAGUAGCUAAAGGAAUAAAUAAAGAUGAUGUUGUUGUUGACAAACGUUCGAGUUUUGUGGAGGUCGAAAAGCCAAUAAAUCAAUCGUCAAGUCUUCCGACCAGUCAAUUUACGAGUAAUUUAUCUGAACGACUUGAUAGUAGCAAAGUUGAUUGUAAAGUUAAUAAUAUUUCUACGAAAAGUAAUUUAUUUAAUACUAAUACUACAACUGCUGCUGUUACUGCUGCUGCUACUUCUCCUGUUGCUGUGGCUGCUGUUGAUGUUACCGACAAAGUAUCAUUUGACAGCGAUGCCGAGCAAAUACAAACAACGUGGGAACUUGAAAAGCAGAAGGCUGAUCAAUUGGCAGCACUAAGAUCCGCUGAAGUAAAUAAUGACCAGGCAUCCAAAAUACCGAUCAAAUCUCAUUCGCUUGUUUCUGCGGUUGUUGCUCAAUUUCAAUCUAAAGAUAAUGUUACUAACAGUGUCACUACCACUGCUACUGAAAUACAUCAGCGUGAAUCAGAGAAUAGUCUCAAUGAAGACACAGACUCGAGUGAAUCCAAGACUGUGAUUAAUUUGGAUGAUCAAAAGCAUCAAGUGCCGGAAUUAAUUAAUGAUAAUGCGAGUAACAAAAAAUAUGAAACUCCAGUAGCAAAAGGUAUACCUGCAUCAAGUACUGUGACACCGGACACAAUGACAGCUGAUGAGGCUGAAAAUCUCCUGAGUUCACGGAUACUUGAGAAGAAAAUUCGUCAAGGAUCGGCGUUGCUGUCAGACGAGGAGGCGCAGGAAAUAGCCAGGUUACUGUCACCAACAGCAGUCUCUCCGUCAGCUGUCAGUCCUGCUACUGCCACUGCUGCUGCUGCUGCUGCUGUUGCGGAAAAAAUUUUGGCAAAAGAAAAGGAACUGGAAAAAGAUAAAGAUAAAGAUAAUAAAGAGAAAGAAGAGUUGGACAAUACACCAGACUGGCUGUCAGAUGUACUGUCAGCACCGGAUACUAGUUUAAUCAACAGCACUGCUCAAGAUUACAGUUUCUCACAGCGUUCGCGUAGUGAUUUAACAAUUGACUCGCUGACAGAGAGUCAAAUUGGCUCUGUCACCGGUAGCGAGAGUGGACUGCUCGGGUCUGUCAGUAGUUUGAAUGACACUCAUGAGGCUAAUGAUGAUACAGAGACUGAACAACGUGAUGAAGUGACACCGGUACCUGGUAAAAUAAUUCUCGUGGAAGAUGGAAAACAUUUCUAUGAGGACGGGCACUUUUGGAUGGAAGUGGAAGGACUUCCGGACUCUGAUGAUGAGGAUCUGGGUUCGGUUGCUGUUAAGAAAAGUGGAAAAGUUUCGUUUGACACACGUCCAAUGCGUAUAUACUCAACCCACUCAGUCAAUGAAUACGAUCGUCGUAAUGAAGACGUUGAUCCUGUGGCUGCUAGUGCUGAGUACGAGUUGGAAAAACGUGUUGAAAAAAUGGAGGUGUUCCCAGUUGAAUUAAUGAAAGGUCCCGAGGGUCUCGGCUUGAGUAUUAUCGGUAUGGGUGUAGGUGCCGACGCAGGUCUUGAAAAACUCGGUAUAUUUGUAAAGACAAUCACGGAAAAAGGCGCGGCAUCGCGUGAGGGAAGAAUUCAAGUGAAUGAUCAGAUCGUUGAAGUCGAUGGCAAAUCAUUAGUCGGUGUAACGCAAGCUUACGCAGCCAAAGUACUGAGGAAUACUUCAGGAUUAGUGCGAUUCGUUAUUGGCAGAGAACGUGAUCCUAAAAAUUCCGAGGUCGCUAUGCUGAUACGACAGAGUCUCCAAGCGGAUUUGGAGCGCGAGCAAGCCAAUAAUGCUGCCAACAGAAGAUUGAACUUCUCUGACGCAUCACCAGAAGGUCCUCAACGAGAAGAACACACACCUGAGAAUACCAGUAGACUAGGCGGUAUUCCAAGUUCUCCAACGAUGUCUUCUUGCUCAGAAGGCGAACCACCGCACAGUCCAAUAGAAAGUUAUCUUUCACCGGGAAAUCGAAGUCGUUCGCCCAUCAUCAGCUCGUCUGGAGGACACGCGACAACUCAAAACGACGUGGAAAGUCUGCGAGCACUUCUCCAAGAGACUCAAUGUAAACUAUCGAUUGCCAAUGAAGAAGUGGAAACGCUCAAGGCAAAGCUGGUAGAGUUGGAGAAUAGCGGAGCUGGCAGUGACGAGUAUGCGGCAAAAUUACGAGAAUCGAGACUGCGACAGCAUGAAUCCGAACGAGCACUUGGCACUGCGAGACAAGAACUAUCGGCAACUAGAGAAAUGUUGUCACAAUCUACGGCACAAACGACGACGUUUCAACAAAAGUAUGCAAGAGCUAAACGAUUGGCGCGAGAAUUAAGAACUGAUAUAGCCGCGAGAGAUGAAUUUUAUCAGCAAUUACUCCAAGAGAAAGAUACUGAGUACAAUGCUCUUGUUAAAACUCUUAAAGAUCGGGUUAUUAAAUUGGAGCUUGAACUGACGGAAACGCACACGAGGUUCGGUUUACCCGUCCGAUUGCCAUACGACGGCUCAACCAAAGGAAUAGUAACACCCCAGUUAUCCAGACGUCAAUUACCACCACCUCCAUCGUCUGCAAGUUGUCAACUGUCUGACACAGAGACAUCAGAUUUGAGUAGCCCGGAUGACGGAGAUAAAACAGCGACUGUUGAAAGAAAAUUACCUCUGCCUAUUCCAAUAAAAGAAGAGUUAGAUCGAGCGAUACCAGCGCACCGUCUUCUAGAUAAUUCAGCCGGUAAAAAUAAAGCUGAGCUGGCCAGUAGAGGCGGACUUGCCAAUCGCCAGCUGCCAAAGCGUUCUGGAGGAUUGAGUAACAGCAGCUCGGACUACGGAUUAGACGAGUCAGGGGACAAUACCGACACUGAAGACUCAUCUAAAAUUGGUGGCACAUCCCAUGAUACCAGUACUAGAUCAACAAGCGAGUCAUUGAAACAAUCAAAUCUAAGCUCGUAUUCAAGCAGCUCUUCAAUAUGCUCACAAAAAAGUAAACAGUAUUUUGAAUCAACGCACUCGACGAUUCGUCAGCACAGUACAAUAAGUUCUCAAGUACGAGCAAUGACUGAACAAAGUUGGUCGGCGUCACAGAAAAGUCUUAUCGGCCAUCCGCCGUCACUGGCUGAGCAGUUGAAAAAAGUUUUAGCUGAAAGAGAGAGGCGGCUGGGAGGUGAUAUGUCAUCGUCACGUGAAAAUUCUGGUGAUUUCACGGAUCUAAAUAAUCCGCACAGUGAUCCAACUGCUGUGGGCCAUCAUCUUAUUGAGGAAAUACGUCAAGCUGUUAAUGAAGCGAGUCAACGGGUAAAAAUUGCUUCAGUACCUAUGCCAGCGGGACCGGGUAACACACCUUGGCAUCAUCAAGGCGGCUCACCGUCCAGCUUAUCAUCGGGUGGAUCUAUAAGUCCAACAGCCAUCGAGCCCAGUCCGUCCAAAAUCGGCAGCGUUGAUUCCGCGGAAGUUUGGAUGCCACCCAACCCCGGUGAUUUUGGUCUAGACAAAAAAAUAUUCUGGCAAACUGCUUCCAUCACUGAUUGGUCUAAGGAACAGGUUUGCCAAUGGCUUACGGGGAUUGGUCUAGAACGAUUUACUUCACGUUUCGUCGACAAUGGAAUCAACGGCAGCAGUCUACUACGUUUAGAGUCGCGUGAUUUAAAAACCCUGGGGAUUUUUGGUGAUGAGAAGGCGCAUCUUAAGAGAAAACUAAAAGAACUGCGAGGUCAGGCUGAGCGUGAGCGUAAAGAGCGAAAAGAAAUUGAACGAGUGCGAAAAAAAGCCGAGAAAGCCGCGCGAAAAAAAUAAAUUAUAAUUAAUUAAUUAACUAAUGAUUAUACUUUUACUGAUGAUGAUAAUAAUAAUUAUUAUUAUAAUGAUGAUGAUGAUGAUUAUUGACGGAACGAAAAAUCGCUCACUGUUUACUGUAAUAACGCAAUAAUACUUGUGUGUUAUUUUUUUAUAAAUUUUUAGCUCGUUAUUGUCAAAAUUUUAGUGCUACUCUCAGUGGUACCUUCACGAGAGCUUCCCAGUGGUGGACGCCCAAGUAUUUUUCGAUUUAUAUAUACAUAUAUAUAGAUAUUUUUAUUAUUUUUUUUCUGUUCUAUAUUUUCAUAAUCGUUCCGUUCCUCCGUGCGACGAUUGAUGAUUUUAUUAAAAAUAUUCUUUUUAUCAGCCGAUCAACGCGAUUGUUAAAAUUUAUAAUUAUAAUAUUUUUGUAUUUAUCGUUAUGAAAGCCAUUUUGUAAUUAAUUAUGGCCGUUUAAUUAAUUUUGUUAUGCUUGUUUUUUAUUAUUUUUUUUUCUUGUUUUUUUUUUUACGACCAAUGAGCCAUUUAUUUUAUAUUACAUUAACUCGUUCUCGUAUAUAUAUUUAUCUUGAUAUUUUGACGGCAGUGCACACAUCGUCGCAUGUUAAUAAUACAUAAUUAAAAUAAUAAUAACAAUAAUAAUAAUGUUAGUAAUAAAAAAAAAUAAUACAGCGUAAAAUCAUUAACUUAAAAUUUGAUCUAAUAUUAUAAAUAAUUAUAAUAAUAAUUAAUAAGUAAUUAUAUAAGUAUUUCAUACGUACGAUAUAUAUAUACCGGAUAAGUUUAUUUAUUUUUGACGAUUAAUUUCAAGAUAUUUACGGUAUUAUCAUAGAUAAUAAUUACAAUUUAUAAUAAUAAUUAAUUUUUUUUUUAUUAUUAUACGAGUUUGAUUAAAAAAAAAAAAUGUGAAUGUGUUUUUUGUUUGUUUGUUUUAUGUGUUUUAAAAAAUUAAAAAAAAUAUCAACGAAGAACCUCUUUGUAACGGCCGAGUGCCGUGGAUAUAGUCGUUAAUUUAGUGUAUAUCAAUUUGUAGAAUGAAAAAAUUAAUAAUUAUAAUUAAUAAUAUUAAUUAAUAUGAAAAAAAAAGUAAUUAAUGGAAUAACGAACGAUUUAAAAUGUAUGAGAGUAUACUUUGCGUUAAUUAAUAAUUUUUGCUCAAAGAAUUCUCCAUAUCAUAGACCGGAUGAAUAAAUUAUUUAAUACAUCAA
Microplitis mediator is the source of this 8234-nucleotide messenger RNA. RefSeq lists its product as uncharacterized. The transcript is spliced from 10 exons. Gene Ontology annotation, molecular function: actin filament binding. The record is from RefSeq and is a predicted model, not a curated record. Gene Ontology annotation, biological process: calcium-mediated signaling; neuron projection development; actin filament organization. Bases 847 to 7026 code for a protein of 2059 amino acids. NCBI's taxonomy places the organism in Eukaryota, Metazoa, Arthropoda, Insecta, Hymenoptera, Braconidae. Gene Ontology annotation, cellular component: actin cytoskeleton; postsynaptic density; cytoplasm.